Molecule: messenger RNA, 706 nt
Organism: Ilex paraguariensis (yerba mate)
Lineage: Eukaryota; Viridiplantae; Streptophyta; Magnoliopsida; Aquifoliales; Aquifoliaceae
Source: the annotation of a GenBank genome assembly
AUGGACAUAGCGACAACCCCUAUCCAUAGUUUAGCAUAUCUCUUUGAAGUUGAGUUGGCCACCAUAUUUUUGAACUACAGAGUUGGUCCAAUUGAGAGUGUUCAUGGUCAUGUGAUUCACAUACCAAUAAUAAUGGAAGCUAAGUUCUUUCGCUUUCUUAAGAUUGUCGGUGUUGGUUUCAAAGCCAGAGCUGAAUUAGAAGGUCGGCUCUUGUAUCUCAAGCUGGGAUACAGCCAUGAGGUUGAACUUACUGUGCCUCCAGCUGUUCGUGUGUUUUGCUUCAAACCCAAUAUAGUUUGCUGCACUGGAAUUGACAAACAAAGGGUACACCAGUUUGCUGCUGCUGUUCGAAGUUGUAAGCCUCCUGAAGUUUACAAAGGCAAGGGUAUAAUGUAUAUUGAUGAAGUUAUCAAGAAGAAGCAGGGAAAGAAGUCCAAAUGAUUGCAGAGGUGCAUAAAUUUGAGCCUAGAUUGUUUUAUCUUAUUUAUUAGGACAUCGAGGAUCAUAUUCAUGAAACUUGAGCUUAAUGUGUGCACUUGGAUUAGACCAUUAUUUCCAUCUUGAAACUUUGUAAUCAGAAUUUUGCUUCCAUUUUUAGUCUUUUUAUCAUUAUUAUUAUUACUGCAGUGCACACUACAAGAUACGGAUAUUUCGAUGAGAUUAAUGUAUUUGUAUCAAAUAUCAUAUUAGAUACGAUAUUCGUCGA